AUGGGCUUAAAGUCCCCUCAAGACAAGGGCUUUUCUGGUUCAUUCUGCUCAUGGAGGGGUUUAGUUUGUGAUGACAGUAAAGAACAUGCCCUUGAGAUAGAAUUCACUGCUCUGGGUCUAUCUGGUCCAAUCCCAGAUUCCACGAUUGGGAAGCUGACAAAACUUGAAAAAUUGGAUCUCAGCAGUAACAGAAUCGAAGCUCUCCCAUUUGAUUUCUGGAAUUUGGGCUCUCUUCACACUCUUAACCUCUCACACAAUCACAUCACUGGGAGUCUCUCUAGCAACAUUGUUAAUUUUGGGCACCUUCAAAGUUUGGACCUUUCUUUCAACAAUUUCUCCGGGAGCAUCCCGGACGGAAUUAGCUCGGUCGCCGUUUUGGAAGCUUUGAAUCUGAGUCGUAACGGGUUCGAUUCGGCUGUCCCGUUGGGUAUCUGUCAGUGCAAGUCUUUGGUCUCCAUCGAUUUAUCCGAAAACAAUCUCAUUGGCCAACUUCCUGAUGGCUUUGGUGCUGCAUUGCCACAGCUGAGAUUCUUGAGCUUAGCUGGGAACAUGAUCUCCGGUCGAGAUUCCGAUUUUUCGGGUAUGGGAUUGAAAUAUCUCAACAUUUCGGGCAAUGCGUUUAAGGGUUCUGUCGUGGAUAUUUUUCGAGGCCCACUGGAAGUGAUUGAUCUGAGCAGAAACCAAUUUGAAGGCCACAUUGCACAGGCAAAUUUUAGCUCAAUGUUCAACUGGUCGAAUUUGGUCUAUUUGGAUUUGUCUGAGAAUCAGCUUAGUGGGGAGUUUUUCACCGGGUUGAGCCGCGCUGUAAACCUCAAGCACCUCAAUCUGGCAUUCAAUAGAUUCACCAAACAACAGUUCAUUCGAAUCGACACGUUCGUAAACUUAGAGUAUCUGAAUCUAUCCAGCACGAAUUUGAUCGGUCGGAUUCCGGUCACCAUGUCUCGUUUAGCCCAUUUGACAGCACUCGAUCUUUCCCGUAACAACCUGACUGGACAAAUCCCCCAAGCUCUAAUAAACGAGCUUCACGAGAUGGAAAGGUUCAACUUCUCUUACAACAAUCUAAGUAUCUGUGGGGCACCUUUUCCCCAAGAAACCUUACGCUCGGCCUUCUUUGGAUCUGUAAACAGCUGCCCGAUUGCUGCAAAUCCCGAUUUCUUCCGGAAGAAAGCACCGAAACACAAGGGACUGAGAAUCGCGCUUUUGUUAACCAUCUCCAUGAUCUGUCUACUAGUCGGGCUGCUCGUUUUAGCCUUCAGGUGCCGCAUGCGGAAAACGAGAAUGUGGGGGGCUGUCAAGCAAAAUUCUUCAUCCUACGUGGCGGAAGAACAACAACACUCGGUCUCGGGACCCUUUUCGUUUGAGACGGACUCGACUACUUGGGUGGCGGACGUCAAGCAAGCGACAUCUGUCCCGGUCGUGAUUUUCGAGAAGCCGCUGCUUAACUUCACUUUCGCUGAUCUUUUAUCCGCGACCGGUAAUUUCGACAGGGCCACGCUUCUUGCAGAGGGCCGAUUUGGGCCCGUUUACGGCGGGCUCCUUCCGGGAGGAAUCCACGUGGCCGUCAAAGUCUUGGUCAACGGCUCGACUAUGUCAGACGACGAGGCAGCAAGAGAGUUGGAAUAUCUCGGUCGGAUCAAACACCCGAAUCUGGUCCCCUUAACAGGCUACUGCAUUGCAGGGGAUCAGAGGAUAGCAAUCUACGAAUACAUGGAGAAUGGAAACUUACAGAAUCUACUGCACGACUUGCCGCUCGGAAUCCAUGCUGCCACGGAGGAUUGGAGCACCGACACGUGUGAGGUGGAGGCAUCGCUGGCCACCACCUGGCAGUUCAGGCACAAGAUUGCCUUAGGGACUGCGAGGGCCCUUGCGUUCCUCCACCACGGCUGCUCGCCCCCCAUUAUUCACCGGGACAUGAGAGCCAGCAGCGUAUAUCUCGACUCGAAUUUGGAACCGAGGCUUUCGGAUUUUGGGCUUGCCAAGAUUUUUAUGAAUGGGCUGGAAGAUGGGCCGCCGGGCUAUUUACCACCCGAGUUCAACGGGUCGUCGCCCGACCCGACUCCGAAAUCGGACGUUUAUGGAUUUGGGGUCGUGCUUUUCGAGCUGGUGACGGGGAAAAGGGCUGCGGAGGAUUUUUACCCGGAGGAGGAGAAGGAUGGGACUAAUCUAGUGAGGUGGGUUAGGGGGCUGGUGAGGAUGAACCAAGGGAUACGGGCCGUGGACCCGAAGAUUUGUGGGACCGGGCCAGAUGGGCAGAUGGUGGAGGCUUUGAAGAUUGGGUACCUUUGCACGGCCGAGCUUCCUUCCAAGCGGCCGAGCAUGCAGCAGGUCGUGGGGCUGCUCAAGGAUCUCGAGCAGCUUACGGCUUAG
Messenger RNA from Striga hermonthica, 2367 nucleotides. Lineage: Eukaryota; Viridiplantae; Streptophyta; Magnoliopsida; Lamiales; Orobanchaceae. The record is from the annotation of a GenBank genome assembly.